AUGAAAGGUGGGAGAACCGCUCGAAAUUUCAGAGUCCUAAUUGGCCUCUAUGUUGGCAGAGUGUCACCAGUGGCCGGAGCUUCAUACAGUGGCUUCUAUGUUGGCAGAGUGUCACCAGUGGCCGGUGCUUCAUACAGCGGCUUCUAUGUUGGCAGAGUGUCACCAGUGACCGGAGCUUCGCACAGCGGCCUCUAUGUUGGCAGAGUGUCACCAGUGGCCAGAGCUUCAUACAGCGGCUUCUAUGUUGGCAGAGUGUCACCAGUGGCCGGAGCUUCACACAGCGGCUUCUAUGUUGGCAGAGUGUCACCGGUGGCCGGAGCUUCACACAGCGGCCUCUAUGUUGGCAGAGUGUCACCAGUGGCCAGAGCUUCAUACAGCGGCAUCUAUGUGGGCAGUGUGUCACCAGUGGCCGGAGCUUCACACAGCGGCUUCUAUGUCGGCAGAGUGUCACCAGUGGCCGGAGCUUCACACAGCGGCUUCUAUGUUGGCAGAGUGUCACCAGUGGCCGCAGAGCGCUCCGGGCAAGCCUGA
Molecule: messenger RNA, 531 nt
Organism: Schistocerca nitens (vagrant locust)
Lineage: Eukaryota; Metazoa; Arthropoda; Insecta; Orthoptera; Acrididae
Product: cuticlin 2-like
Exons: 1
Coding region: 1-531 (176 amino acids)
Source: RefSeq, a predicted model, not a curated record